Cooperia oncophora is the source of this 570-nucleotide messenger RNA. NCBI's taxonomy places the organism in Eukaryota, Metazoa, Nematoda, Chromadorea, Rhabditida, Trichostrongylidae. The record is from the annotation of a GenBank genome assembly.
AUGGCCGAUCAGCUGUUGAUGGUCGAUAUGCGCAUCUUCGAUGACGAUGGCGUUAUGCAUUGCCCUUUGGAUCCGUCAGAUCGCGGAAAAGGCCGCCUAGGAGAAUUUGGUAGUAGGCCGGAUGAAGAGGCUCAGAAAGUGCUAAGUAGCCCGACACUGGAUGACUGGGACAAGCGCGUAGUUGUCAGGCGACGAGAGCUGACAACUCCCGAAGAAGCCCGAAUACCAUGGCAUCAGCCGCCAUUGGAGAUGUACAGACGUGUCGCUGAGGCGAUUCAUGGGUUGGAUAUGAUUAAGGAAGGUGACAAAGUGCUUGUCUGUCUUUCUGGAGGCAAGGAUUCACUCUCUUUGCUUCACAUUCUACAUUUUUAUCAGAUGCGAUGUCGAAAGAAUAAAAGCACAAAUUUCGAACUUGGUGCUAUCACAGUGGACCCCGGCUCGACAGCGUAUAAUCCGCGACCACUGAUCGAGUACUGCAGAUCGCUGAAUAUUGACUAUUUCUACGAAGAGCAGGGUGAUUUCCGUAUCGCUUUUUGGAUAAAAACUGAAAGUUUACUUUCAGUUCCUUCU